This is a messenger RNA of Fusarium verticillioides 7600, 1072 nucleotides long. RefSeq lists its product as hypothetical. Lineage: Eukaryota; Fungi; Ascomycota; Sordariomycetes; Hypocreales; Nectriaceae. Bases 334 to 798 code for a protein of 154 amino acids. The transcript has 3 exons. The record is from RefSeq and is a predicted model, not a curated record.
GGGGUUCCACGAUGGAAGGCAAGCCGCAUGCGAUGGGGCACACAUAAGGUAAGGUAGAUACAUUGUUGAAGGUGACGUCGAUGCUUGGUCUGAGCCUCUCACAUCUAGACGUUGAUCAGCUUCAGCUUCAACUUGCAUCUUCAAUUAUAGCUUCACCUUGACCAAAUCGUAGCUUUUCUUUGCCUUUUGCUAUCCUCGUUCAAACUUUAUACACAAUUCGAACAAUGAGCGCCAUUGCUUCAUACACCUAUGGUAACUUUCUCUGGUUGAGCACUCAAGCUCUUCCUCUUAUUGUCUGGCCCUCCUUUGUCGGGUCUCUUCUUCGACCUGACAAUGAGACAUGCACCAGUUAGGCUCUCCUACAGCUCCUCGCUAUCGUGUCGGCUGCCAACUAAAUCUCUAGCUUUGGAAACGUACUUUGCCCGCUCUUUAGGGCUUGCUCUUCUUGCGCUCAGCCUUACCGUAGUGGUUCUCUCAGGCGUUCUUCCUCUCGAUUCUCCUUCCAAAGAGGCCCCCGAAGGCGCACCGUCUCCCUAUGCUUCCGCUGCGGUCCUUAUAUCCACCCUCCACCACGCUUCGAGCGCCUUUUACUGCUACGGUCGCUAUUCCUGGACUGGAGAGAUGGGAUUCCUACUUGGCUGUGUAGGUAGUGCUGUCUUUGCGACCUUUGGAUUGUACUGUGUGUUGUUUGCUGGUGAUACAGCCAUGACAAGCCGGUACCACAAGUUUGACCAGAGCACAAGCGGAUUCCCUUUCAAGAACUCUCAGUCGUAUCGGGCCAAGAAGAAGGCUCUAUAAGAGGAUGCUACGUGGGCAUAAAUUUAUGUAUAAUGCUUCGAUUAAACCAUGAUUUAGUCAGCUGUAUUGGGAAUUCAGAACCCGUGUAUUGUAAGCUCCCAAUUUCCUCAUAACCCAACUCCAUCAACUCCCUUCCGUGAGAUAUUUUUGUGGUGCAAAUUUUUAUGGUGCAAAGUGUGCAGUUACAGGUAUAGCUGCCUUGCAUAAGGUAUCCGGCGAUUGGUGGGCGGAUUUUGUCGAUAUAUUAAGAUAUUCCCCUUCGUGAUAGAUCUCC